Molecule: messenger RNA, 2584 nt
Organism: Paramuricea clavata
Lineage: Eukaryota; Metazoa; Cnidaria; Anthozoa; Malacalcyonacea; Plexauridae
Source: the annotation of a GenBank genome assembly
AUUUUAGUGCGAGCAGUACUUGGCAUUUGUUCUUUAGCAUCUUUCCGACUAUUCCGUCGAGGUGUUUGUCAAAAGUUUGGUCCAACUGUUGCAGACUUUCUGUCAAUUAUCACGAUGACUCAAUUUCACCUGAUGUUUUACAUGUCAAGACCUCUGCCAAAUAUCUUUGCUCUGAUACUUGGUAAUGCUUGGUAAUUUACCUAUUACAGUAUAGCCUGCUUGCAGACGUUGUAUGUUUUGUAUUUCUCACACCAAGCGACAAAUUUUUGUUGCUUAAGCACUUAAGUGUGAGAAAUACAACAUCUACGAGCAGGCUAAUCACAGUAAAUGGCUUAUUGCAUUUUAAAUCACACCCCCCUAUGGAGGAUACUGGAAUUUCCAGACCCCCCUUCCUAAAAUUCAACAAAAAAAGAAGGAAUUUCCAAGGGAGGGUCUAAAUUUUAAAGAAAAUCUGUGGAAAUUCCACGGGGUAGGUUAAAAAAACAACAUGGAAAUUCCAAGGGUCAUGGUUGCCUAUUAAACAAAAAAUGUGGAAAUUCCAGAGACUAGGUCAAAACCAUCGGUGGAAUUUCCAAGGGAUGAGUAGAAAUUCAUUAAAAAUCUGUGGAAAUUCCAUGGGGUAGGCUGGAAAUUUGUAAAAAAUCGCAGAAUUCCAGGGGGUAGGACGGAAAUUCAUCAACAUCUGCGGAAUUCCAGGGGAGGGGGUCCAAAAAAUGGAUGUCCCCCAUAGAGGGGUGUGGAUUAAAAAUGCAAUAAGCCAAUGUGAAUUAGUGUUCUUUAUAGCGUACAGAGAGCAGUAGUGGAUAUCUCCUGAAAUAUUGAGAGGGGUGGCAUAUGGGUAUGAAUUUUUUCAAUCUUCUAUUUUCUAGCACUAUCAGCAUUUUAUUUCUGGUUUUCUGGCAACCUAGCAGCUUUUAUUUGGUGUUCUGGAUAUAGUAUAAUCAUAUUCCGUGCAGAGCUGGUAUUGCUGAUGGGAAUGAUCAUAUUGUUUGAAUUAUAUCAUGCAAGAAUCUCGCUUCUGAAUGCCUUUCUUCAUGCGGCUUGUGCUGGCAUCACAUCACUGGGUGAGAGCAACUUGUUAGCCAUAUAUUUUAUGUGUUGCUGAAUGUUUUGAUUUGUGCUUCAAAACAGUAGUGGACAUGGACAUUAGGGGAUUGACACUAUAUUGUUUAUUUAUUUAGCAUUGACAGUCGUGAUAGAUUCCUAUUUCUGGCAAAGAUGGUGCUGGCCUGAAGCGGAGGUAUUUUGGUAUAAUACGGUACAAAACAAGAGUUCAGAUUGGGGUGUAUCCUUUCAACUUGUUAAUUUACCUAACUUAUAGUAGAUUGAAUUGAUCUGUCCGAAAACAUUUAUUUAUUUAACAGCUUUAAUCUGGCACAUAGAUAACUUGACACGUAGAUAACUUGACAAUAUUGUACAUAACUUACAAUAAAUAAUUACAAUGUACAAGAAUAUGGAGAAUAGUAACUAUUGAAGGUGGAUAACCUGGCGAAACACAAACAAGACUUAGGCCCCCAUGCAUGGUGCUUACCACUAUAGAUGAGAUAAUAUAGAAGCGCAAGAAAAAUACAGAAUAGAAAAAUGGAAGGUGAAUGGAAAAAUAGAAGCAUACAGAAGAGAUAGAAUGAAUGACAUGGAAGUUAUUAGCUAGUCGUAAUCAACAGGGCUUGAAGUUUGCAGUAUCCCGAUAUCCAAGGGAUACCAGAUGUUAAGUUUGGAUACUGGAAAUCACAAGCUCAGUAUCCAUUGGGAUACAGAAAACAAGUUUCUCUCCUCCACAGAUAGUGUACUUUUCUGUUGUACAGUACAUGAAUCCUUGAUAAACAUAUCUUAGAUUCAUUAUUUCAUCAAAUUCAUUACAAUUUACCAGUUGUUUCAAAGUUUGAAUAUUACUUGCCAAAUGUGAUGAUACAGAUUUUGUCGUGGAUACCAGAUCUCUAGUUUCGCACGUAUCCCAUUGGGCUAAAGAUUCCAAAUUUCAAGCCCUGGUCACACUCAGUCAAUGAGCAUGAGCUAGUUUAAUCAGGAAGGCAGUAGCAGUGAGGUGGAGGUUAAAAAUUUAGGGCAACAGAAUCAUGAUAAUUUGUUUUGUAUACAAGGUUAACACAAGGAUAAUUUAACCCAUUGAGUGGCAGCACUCGAUCUCCACUUGAUCAGUAAAAUCGUCUGGCAUUAGACAGAGUAAAGUAGGGCACGUCAGGGUGCAUUGCCACUUGAAGGGUUAAUGAGUAUAAUUGUUUAAAUUAACAGUCUUACAAGAAAUUAUUUUCCAUAAUGGAUUUUUACAGACAUCUCCAUUUUUGUGGUAUUUUUACUCAGCCUUACCUCGAGCCAUCUCACUCUUUACACCAUUUCUAAUUGGUUAUGGUAUGAAGUACGACAAAAGAACCAGAGUGAUAUUUACAAUGGCAAUAGCAUUUGUCCUUCUCUUUUCGUUUUUGCCACAUAAAGAACUACGCUUCGUUUUCUACGUCAUUCCGCUAUUGAAUGUUGUAGCUGCUGUUGGACUCAACUCCAUGUAAGUGAGAAACAUUUGUUUAAAAAAUUAAUCGAGUCAGGGCUUCAAAUUUGUGGUAUCCCAAUA